This is a messenger RNA of Centruroides sculpturatus (bark scorpion), 1512 nucleotides long. RefSeq lists its product as uncharacterized. The transcript is spliced from 8 exons. Lineage: Eukaryota; Metazoa; Arthropoda; Arachnida; Scorpiones; Buthidae. The record is from RefSeq and is a predicted model, not a curated record. The annotation marks the transcript as partial.
GUCGUCUACACGAGAUAUUAAGGUUACCAGCAUUUUACUCCCGGACUACUAAAAUUGAUUUUUACAACCUUCAGCAGGCGUCUGAAAUUUAGGGAAACAAAAAAGAUUUUUUCCCUGUUUUUCUGCCGCCGAGAUGAACAGAAACCUUCUUCCGUCCUUGAAUUAUUAUUGGACGCUCGAACGAUCAACAAAAAUUCAUUACGUGCUGCUUAACGUCACAUUGACGUCAGGCAUUACACGUAAUCAUAUUAUAUCCAGAUGUCGUUACCUCGAUAUAAUAGAAUUGUGUAUAACGCGUAAACAACGUCUCGGCUUAUACAUUGUUCCAAAAUAAAAUAACAAUAAUAAUUGCGGAAUAAUCAAUUUAUUUCUUUAAAGUAUUGCAAGUUAAGUUUUCGUUUAAAAAUAAUAAAAAUAAACAUGUUACGCGCGUUUUAAUCCAUUAACAAAUUAGAGUAACGGAGAAAGAAUAUUAUGAUAAAGUUAACGUUGCCGGAGUUAAGAAACAAGAGAAUAAAUAUAUGCAAAAGGCGGGUGAAGCACUCGAGUUAAUGAUUAAAAAUGGAAUAGACGAGAGUGUAUCAGAGAUGCGAGAAAAGUGUCGGGUAUUUAAUAAGCGAGCAUCGUUUACAAUUCAGUUGAAUAAAUAUUUUCUUACCCUGGAAAAAUUUCAUUUAAAAAAUUAAUAUUCGACAAGUUUGCUUAACAAAAUUCGACCGAAAUCGGAAAUUCGAGAAAUCAAAAAGAAAUAUGGAAGGAUGUCUCGCAGCGGGAUCAUUUCGUCUCAGGAAAUUUCUUUGGUGGAAUGCGAAAUAAGUCACAAAGUAGAGAUUCCGAGCUCAUCUCUUUGUGAAGAUCCAACUCUCGAGAUUAAAUAUCUUUGGACAAAAGAUAAAGCCCUAUUGAAUGGUCAAGAAGAUACUCGGAUGCAUUCACAUUCAUCUGAUAAGGAUGCAUUCGACGAAAUUGGAGAAAAUAUCAAUGGAGAAAAAUAUGGUAAACAAGAUCGAUUUAAUAAAUUCUCGUGUGCUUUAAAGAAAACUGAAGAAGAAUUCUGCGGAGAUUAUUUGUUAUCAAAAGGAUUUUCAGUAAAGACUCAUACAUUUACAAACGAUUACUCCGCUCGCCUAGCUUCCGAGGCGCAGGAAGAACACAAAAGAAUCGAUUUAUUUAACGAAGAAAGCUUCCAAGAGAUAAUGGAAAUAUUUGAAUCGCUAACUGACGACCAGGGCAUUAGCGAAUCGAAACUGUCCUCAUUUAUUAUAGAAUCCGAGAAGAGCAACAAAUGCAACUUAAAAAAUUACUGGAACCGAGAAAAAACGAAUGCUAUCGAAUCCAGUAUCUUCACGGGAUGCCAACUGUCCAACAACGCUCUUGGCCGCAAGACGAAUAAUAUCGAGUGGAUUCAGAAAAAUAUCAAAUAUUCAAAACGUGCGAUAUCCAAGAUGGGAGAUGGUCACUUCAUUUCCAAGGUUUACCAGGAGAAUCAGGGAAAGACUAAGGAAAUGGAGU